AUGCCUCCCGGUAUCAUUCCAGAUGGCAUGGUACAAGAUCUUCUCGAUUUUAUCCGCGAAGCAGUUCCUGUUUUCUAUGAAGCAAGCAUUGAACUGUUGGCAUUAAUCUUCGAAAAUGACCCUGCUACAUCAGAUGUAGCUAAUUCUCAUGGCCGCUGGAUACACAUCAAUCUUAUGCGACAACUCUUGCCAUUAGGAGACGAAGAGAGACAAGAAUGGAUAAUUGAGCUAUUCAGCGGCAAGAAAUACACUGUAGAAUCCUUCGCGGAGACAAUGAUCAAAAGCGGAAUCUGGACAGAAUCCGAAGACGAAAAUGGAUUUACUUUCUGUUCCAUGAAUCGACAAAAAGAAGUGAAUUUUCGCAAAUGGCUUUUACAACCUAGAAUCCAGGAGAUUUAUAACGGUGAAGUAAAGGAAUGCCUGCCUCUGAUCGCGAAGAAAAGCGUGGAGGGAUCCGAUUACGUACCAAAGAAGGGCUCCAAGUCGAAAUACAAAAUCGUCACUCCAGAUUGGCAAAAGGAAUUCAUCGAAACCAAGAAACAGCUCGCACAAUCCCAAUCCCUCGUUGAAAGCCUACAAGAAACGGUACAAAUAGCGAAUAACAUCAUAGAUGAACAAGGCACCGUCAUCGAUAAUACAAGGCAGCAAUUGAAAGUGGCACGUACGGCUAAUGCAAGGUCAGAAAAAGUGUGGAUGAAGAGAUAUAAGAAGUUCUUCAAACGUUCUUGGAACUAG
Botrytis sinoallii is the source of this 735-nucleotide messenger RNA. RefSeq lists its product as uncharacterized. The record is from RefSeq and is a predicted model, not a curated record. Bases 1 to 735 code for a protein of 244 amino acids. The transcript has 3 exons. NCBI's taxonomy places the organism in Eukaryota, Fungi, Ascomycota, Leotiomycetes, Helotiales, Sclerotiniaceae.